This is a messenger RNA of Crotalus tigris (Tiger rattlesnake), 1618 nucleotides long. RefSeq names its product dual specificity phosphatase 28 (gene DUSP28). The coding region runs from base 633 to 1184 and encodes 183 amino acids. Gene Ontology annotation, cellular component: cytoplasm. Gene Ontology annotation, molecular function: MAP kinase tyrosine/serine/threonine phosphatase activity. The record is from RefSeq and is a predicted model, not a curated record. The transcript has 2 exons. Lineage: Eukaryota; Metazoa; Chordata; Lepidosauria; Squamata; Viperidae. Gene Ontology annotation, biological process: protein dephosphorylation.
UAUUAUUGAUUUGUUCUUCUUUUUAUCCAACUAUUUUCUAAAGUUUGAUUCAAUCAUUCUAGGUCUAUUACCGCUGCUUCUUUGAACAAUUUGCUUGACUCUAGAGAUGGAAAUACAUGCUUUCUACCCAAAAGUAAUACAAUAGUUGAUGGCUCAUCUCUGAAUGGGUUUUUGUUUUGAACAUGUGGUAACAGAAGCACUAUGACUACCCAAUCAUCCCCAAGGGAGUCUACAAAAAAAAUCAGGAUGGGUUUAUAACUUUGCCAAAGGGCAAAAAUCCUCAGCCUGCUUCAGUCCUUCUCUUAGUUCCAGACUCCUGUAAGAGUGCUAUUUCCUGGUUCUGAGAAACAUCCAUUUCUUCUGCUCUCCAGAAAGUAUAUGUUCUUUAUUCAUUCUAGUUUAUUUUCUUCUCAAUUAGUACACAAUCUAGAGAGGGUCUUUUGUUUCCAGGUUAAUGCUGCAGGUUAAUACUAUUAUUAUUCUAUAAGGCUAUGUUCAGGCUCAAAUCAAUCUGCUGCAAUUUUAGAGAAGGGUGAAACAGUCUGUAAUAUAAUCCUUGAGGCUGCCAGCAGAAUAAAUAUAGCACCGUGCACAGAUGGCUGCAGAACAAGGGAUCCAGUUAAUCUACCCUUAUGCUAAUUUUGGGUAUCCCUAUUUCCAGUUCUUCUCAGCUCCUCCCCAAGAAAUCUUCAGCACACUUCUUUUGCUGUGAUACUGUCAUUCACCACCAAAUGUCCCUCUGCAAGGUCACUGAUUCUUUAUUCGUUAGCAAUUCUAGGUCAGCCUGCUGUGAGAGUCUCCUCAGCCAAGAGAGAAUCACGUUCUGUAUCAAUGUCUCCAGACAACAGCCCUUCCCAAGCUUUCAGCAAGGCCAAUUGCUGAGAAUCCCUGUCUUUGAUGAUCCUUCGGAGGACCUGUAUAAAUACUUUGAGCAUUGCAGUGAUGCCAUAGAAGACAUCAUUCAAAGAGGUGGGAAGUGCUUAGUGUACUGUAAAAAUGGUCGCAGCAGAUCUGCAACUAUCUGCACCGCUUACUUGAUGAAGCAUCAAAAGCUCAGGCUGAAGGAUGCCUUUGAGUUCACUAAGUCACAGAAGGCUAAGCAUCUAAAUGUUGAGUUUAUCCAAUUCAAAUCUACCUUCACCUCCAAAUCCACUGAUUAUGCCUCUGUAACCCUUGGUAAUUGACUUCCACCAGAAAGAAAGAAAGAAAGAAAAUGACAAAAGGAGGAAAUGAGGAGGGAAGUAACACCCUCCCAACAAAAAAUAAGUUGAUCUAGCAAACUGCCUUCUAAUUUCCCUAGCCCUGCCAGAGCUAUUGGGAAAAACAACAACCAGAAAUUUGCCUUAUUUCACUUCUUCUCUUUCUGCCUUAGCAUUGUUUGCACUGGUUAGUAAUAGAUCUUAGGUGUGGUGGCAUCUUCCCUCUCACUGCAAUUUUAUUCUUUUCAUUAGAAAUGAUUGGGAUGGGACCUUGGACCUUUUAUAUGCAAAAUAUUUGUUCUACCACUGAACUGUAACAUUUUCCUAUAAUAAUUGCAUGCUAUGUUUUUUAUAAUUUUAGCACAAAGGGUUUGGGAGGAAAAGUCCUUAUGAACAAUGCAAUGUGCUUUCCCCCCUAC